Kazachstania africana CBS 2517 is the source of this 2058-nucleotide messenger RNA. It is a transcript of the gene YEL1, whose product is annotated as Arf family guanine nucleotide exchange factor YEL1. Bases 1 to 2058 code for a protein of 685 amino acids. The record is from RefSeq and is a predicted model, not a curated record. Gene Ontology annotation, biological process: regulation of ARF protein signal transduction. Gene Ontology annotation, molecular function: guanyl-nucleotide exchange factor activity. The transcript has a single exon. Lineage: Eukaryota; Fungi; Ascomycota; Saccharomycetes; Saccharomycetales; Saccharomycetaceae.
AUGACUACCAAUGUGCCGAAUCAUUUGGUCGAACGGCACAAGGAAGAGGAACAAGAAAAUACGAGGUGGAACGUUGAGGUGAGCAUAAAUUCUACUGAUCAUACUUUAAUCGAAUCACCAAAGAUGACAAAUAUUCAUGAGUUUGUCAAGGCUAGGACUAUAAAAUCGCUCAAACGAUCUGAUGAUGUAGAUACAACUGUUCACAGCUUGCAUAGGGGCAAGAAAGAUAGUGAGCUAAUUGCAGUACAAAUAAUCAAUGGCACAUUUGCAGAGGUUCCUUACACAAAUUAUGCCAACUUUCUAGGAAGUGAACAAAAUGCAGAUAUUUUGAACUGUUUUAUUCAUCUUAUAAGUCCAUUACCAAUGUCACUUCUGUCUGUUUUACACAAAUUAUCCAGUUUCCUCUAUUUCAUUGCUGAAGCACAGAAUAUUGAUCGAAUAUUAGAAGAGAUAAGUAAGGAAUGGAUAAAAGAAUAUCCUUCAACAAUUUGGAAAUCAAACUACAAGUUUUGUCAUAUUAUUCUGUUUUCUCUAUUAAUUCUAAAUACUGAUCUACGCCUGACAAAUGAAGAAUCUAGAUCUAGUAACAAAUUCAAGAAACGUAAGCAAACUUUAUCUGAAAAAGGCUUCAUUAACAAUACUUUGAAAGCGAUAGGCUCCGAAUUCAGUAGGAAUGGUGAACCCUUUGAUGUUGAUUAUAAAUACUUAGAGCAUCAAGUGACCCACGAAUUGUUUACAUAUUAUAAUUCUUUGAAACGGAAUCCUUUACCGUUAUUCUCAUGUCAACAGUACCAUCCGGAGGUAGCUAUGCCAACUAAAACUUUUCAGGAUCAACCAGAGCAUGAUUUUUCCAGAGAAUCCGUCUCCUCACACCGAUCAACGUCAGUUCCACUAUCUGAAUCUACCACCAAAAAUGUUGGCUUAAGGAAGACAACAUCCGCAACUUUGUCCUCUCUACAUAGCAUUGCCGAUUGGAACUAUAAAAAUAACGUCCCUCUCUCACAAUUAUACCUAAAGGAACGUUUUGAUAAAGUACUGAGAGCUGUGCAAAAUCCAAUGUGGUCGGUUGAUUCCAUUGUUGAAAUUACUGAGCGAGAUUUUGAGAGAUUACUACAAUAUAGGACGCAUAAGAAUAAUUCAAGUCACGUCAUUGAAACACUAGGAGCUCGGAGAAGAAGUAAAUCAUUUUUCAAAUGGUUCAAAAAAUCACUGAAGGGGAAGACGUUCCUAUCGGAAUCUCCAGAGACUACAGUUUCUAUAAAUGAUAAAGCAGAUUGGGUAAAAGUCCGAGUAAGAAUCUAUGAAGGUAGAAUAUUUAUUUUCAAAUUGAAGCAAACCCAAAUAGACAACCAAUCACCAGAAUCGUUAUUACUACUGAAUAUGGAAGAUUUCAAGGCAUUGAAUCCCAUAUGCGUCGUUUAUAAUUUGUAUGAAACUAGCAGUGAAUUGGUUCAAAAUAAUAUAAUAUUGAAAUCAAGAAAUGUGUUCCCUGAGUCUAAUGGUGAAGACGAAUUAAGAAGUUUCAUAUUGUACUUUCCAAAAGUUGGAAAGAAACCACGAAUAAAGAUAGAAUUCAAGACCAAUGAUUUGCAACUAUCUGAAAGAUAUGUGGCAUGCAUGAACGUUUGGGCAGCAAGAUUGAGCCCAAUACCAAAUGAGCAGUUUGAAUCCGUGUCUAACGAAGAAUACGGAUGGAGCACUAGAUUCUUGUCGGCUAAGGAGAAUAGUCGUAACAUUAAAAUCUCAAAAUGGAAACCUUUGCUCUCAUAUGAAUCUUUCUCAAGCUUUGGGAGCGAACUGUUCGAUAUGACUCCAGUGAAUGAAAAGAUUGGCAAACUAGAAAUCCUCGUUUCGUGGCUAGAAACGGUUAUUGACGAUCAUAACCAGGUUAAGAAAUCAAUGAUGAAAUCUUGUACAAGUAAUAAGGAACAGUUUGAGCUUGUUAUGGAUAACUGGAACUCAAAAUACUUAUUUCUUAGUGGACAGUAUAAUAAAAGACUUUUGUAUCUCGAGGCACUUCGAAGGCUACAGCAUGAAAUAGAGAACAUAAAAUUGUAA